UAGGGUGUGAGACGACUCCCAUCUUCAUCGCCGUCGACCGAGACGGCGAGACCGCAGUGGAGGAGUGUGACGGUUCCAGUCUUCGUCGCUGUCAUUCGAUACAGAUACUAGACAUUUGGAUUGGAUAUGUGCUUAAAAAGUUGCAGUGUGGCAAAACCCUGAUGAGAAGAAUCCCUGUUCUGCUACGGCGAACUCCCCUCCCUGUAGUAGGGAUCCCUGUUCCUCGUCGACCUCUAAUUCUGUGUGAAGAUGGCGAGUCAACCUCGAAUUCGUCAUAUUAUGAUUACACAUCAAGUUUCUUCGCGAAGUACAGGUCUGUGUUCACUAGCUCCCUUCCUCCUCCAGAAUGGAUAGAACCCUUCAGCGAUAUCUCUGACGUAGUCUCAGAUCCUCAAAAGUUAAAGCCUUCGCCCUGGGUGAAAGAAAUCAUCAAUCUUUUGGAUGGUUCUUGGAAUAUGGAAGCUAAUUUGGACGCUUACUGUCGCAAAUUUUUCAUCAAAUUGACCCCAAAUUUCGUUGCGCAUGUUCUGCGGUCCAUCGAGCUACAUAGAAACCCUGAUGUUGCUUUGCGUUUCUUCUAUUGGGCUGGUAAGCAAAAGAAGUACGCCCAUACUCUUGAUUGCUAUGUAUCUGUAAUUGAUGUUUUGUUGUCAUCCGGCGACUUGGAUAGGUUUCGAUAUGUUUUUGCGGAGCUACAACAAAUGGGUUUCUUGAUGACAGCUUCUUCUGCUAAUUGCUUGAUUAAAAGUUUUGGUAGUGUUGGUUUGGUUGAGGAAUUGCUGUGGGUGUGGGGUCAAAUGAAAGAGAAUGGCAUAGAGCCGAGUUUGUAUACCUAUAAUUUUUUGAUGAACGGGUUGGUAAAUUCCAUGUUUAUAGAAUCAGCUGAGCGGGUUUUUGAGGUAAUGGAAGAUGGGAAAAUCCAACCUGAUAUCGUAACUUACAACACUAUUAUCAAAGGGUAUUGUAAAGCAGGUAAAACACAGAAAGCACUGGAGAAGCUUCGAGCCAUGGAAAAUCGGAAUGUGGAGCCUGAUAAGAUUACAUAUAUGACUCUGAUUCAGGCGUGUUAUUCUGAAGGGAAUUUUGAUUCUUGUUUGAGUCUUUACCAAGAAUUAGAAGAAAGGGGAUUGGAAAUUCCACCUCAUGCUUAUAGCUUAGUAAUCUGUGGGCUCUGUAGAGAAGGUAAACAUGUGGAAGGAUAUGCUGUGUUUGAGACUAUGUUUCGAAGGGGUCAUAAAGCAAACAAGGCUAUAUAUACUGCGUUAAUUGAUUCUUAUGCGAAAAGUGGAAACAUGGAGGGGGCAAUGAAACUGUUUGAGAGGAUGAAUCUGGAUGAGAUCAAACCAGAUGAAGUUACUUUUGGAGCCAUCGUCAAUGGAUUGUGCAAGUGUGGGAGGUUAGAGGAGGCCAUAGAUUAUUUUAGGUAUUGCAAUGGUAAUGGUAUUCCAGUUAAUGCUGUAUUCUAUUCCAGUUUGAUUGAUGGUUUAGGAAAGGCAGGCAGAGUAGAUGAAGCUGAGAAACUCUUUGAAGAGAUGGCCACGAAGGGAUGCUCUCGGGAUUCUUACUGCUAUAAUGCCCUUAUCGACGCCAUGUCUAAGUGUGGGAGAAUGGAUGAAGCACUGGAACUCUUUAAACGAAUGGAAGGUGAAGGUUGCGAGCAGACAAUUUACACAUACACAAUACUCAUCAGUGGACUUUUCAAUGAGCAUAGGAAUGAGGAGGCAUUGAGGCUGUGGGACAUGAUGAUUGACAAAGGUAUAACACCAAAUGCAGCCUCCUUUAGGGCGCUCUCAAUAGGACUUUGCCUUUCGGGUAAGGUAGCAAGAGCAUGUAAGGUCAUGGAUGAGCUGGCCCCUAUGGGGAUUAUUCCUGAGACGGCCUAUGAAGAUAUGAUCAAUGUGCUGUGCAAAUCCGGACGUGUGAAGGAAGCCUGCAAAUUAGCUGAUGGGGUUGUGGAUAGAGGUAGGGAAAUACCUGGAAGGAUUCGUACUGUAUUUAUUAAUGCCUUGAGGAAAGCUGGGAAUGCUGAUUUGGCCAUAAAGUUAAUGCAUAGCAAGAUUGGUAUUGGGUAUGAUCGAAUGGGUAGUGUUAAAAAACGAGUCAAGUUCCAAAACCUUGUUGACAGAUGAUUUCAUCGGCUAGAUGUCGCUUAAGUUGUGUAUGAAUAUGAAGGUUCAUCGACUGUCAUGUCUUUUGAGUAAAGAGCUCUUGUUUUGGUGCCUUUUAUUACUGUUCAAUUUGUGGAGUAAAAUAGUGUUUUAAAGGCAACUGCCAACUCUCUGAUACAUACAUUUUGUUGUUUACGUGGAA
Neltuma alba is the source of this 2310-nucleotide messenger RNA. Its product is annotated as pentatricopeptide repeat-containing protein At1g03560, mitochondrial-like. Gene Ontology annotation, molecular function: protein binding. Bases 162 to 2129 code for a protein of 655 amino acids. The record is from RefSeq and is a predicted model, not a curated record. The transcript has 2 exons. NCBI's taxonomy places the organism in Eukaryota, Viridiplantae, Streptophyta, Magnoliopsida, Fabales, Fabaceae.